Messenger RNA from Tuber aestivum (summer truffle), 13759 nucleotides. The record is from the annotation of a GenBank genome assembly. Lineage: Eukaryota; Fungi; Ascomycota; Pezizomycetes; Pezizales; Tuberaceae.
UCCACUUCUCCCGGGAAUACAGGAGUUGACCUAGCUCUAUCCCGCUCUAUACUCUCUCGAAUUCAACGCUUUACACACCUUUUCACCUCCUCUGCUCCACCGGAAACGUCAUCUUGACCUUCAACGAUCCCAAUUUCUGAACAGCCGAGCCCAUUGCAUCAGCACUAUCGAUAAUGAGAGUUUGAUAAGGCAUCGACCAGAGAGCGACAAGCAAACCAGUGGUCCCCGGAAAUUCUCCCUUUCCCUCCCUCUGCCUUCCUCACCUUUUAUAUAGCUUAUUUCCAUAGUUCCUGAUUCAGGCAGAAAUUUUUGGGGUUCCAAGGAUCAUGGCUACAGCAUACCAUCUGCCUACGUUUUUGUUCGGUGUGGUGGUGCUUUCAUACCUGUCUACAUUCGUACUCUUCGCGGUUCUACGAAUUCUUACUGGAAUAUCUAUUCAACGCAUUGGAUACUUUUCCUUAAAACGCAUUAGCUAUGAGCCCAAGAACGGCAUCAAAUUGGAGGUCCGGAAAUUAGGCCUUUUGUUGCAUAGACCAACGUUUGCGCAGCCAACGUGGAUUAGCAUCGCUAUCUCGGACUCGCAAUUCUCAAUCGAUCUUAGGAAGACACAGGAGGAGGAGGGUGAUUCAGAUGAAGUGGAAAGGAAGGGGAAAGGAAUAGGGCAGAAGGAUACAUUGAAGGGCGAAGAGGGGCGAGGGAUAAGGCGGAAUUCCAGAACUUGGGAAGGGGUCAACAAGCUGAGGGAGUCUUUGAGGAAGAUACACAAGUUGGUAAAGUGGCUACAGAUGGUGGAUAUUGUUUCUACCAAUACCAACCUGUCCAUCGCAGAUGUCGGGAGCGUACAGGUGGGGAGUAUGACCAUGAUACUGGACACUCGGCGGAAGACCGCCGAGAGGAACCGUAUGUUUGAUCAUACCACCGACCUGAAGGAGGACCAAAAUCCAAUUGAAUGGAUGUUUACCGCUCGGAGCGUUCUGUUCUUCCCUGAGAAAAAGAAGGAGCCCCUCGAGAUUCUGGACCACUGCAACUUCAAUAUCUACGGCUUGCUGGAAAAUGGUUUGGAUGUUUUCCGAGACGCGGCUAUGGCCCUCAAGGUUGGGAAAAUUACCAUACCACUUGAUGAGAUUUUGGGGUGUUUGGUAAAGUUGCGGGCCAUCAGAACUCCUGCUAUGAAGAAAACUCGAGGGCCAGGGUCCAAGCUCCGAUUGGGGGCAGUUAUGGAGGAAAUGUCCUUGCCUGGCAGCAAAACCGAACGGAUGGCAGAGACGGUUAUGGAGUCAAAGGAAUUCUUGGAGUCGCUGUUACGCGGUUUGAAGGAGGUUCAAUUUGCGAUCGGAUAUCUUCUGAUAUCCAAGUCCGUAAGGUCGGUACAGCCGUCGGGGAAGCCGCUGAAGGUCCUAGUAGGUAUGAAGGAACUGGCAAUGGAUGUCCAUCGUUUGGAUCAGAAAUCACCAGCACACAGAAUGUUUGAUAGCCCCCCUAUAGCCUAGUUCUGAACUCUUGAUUGCUAAUGCUGUGGCCUAGGUACUUUUCUCCACAAGAUGUUGCUCACCAGGCUCUAUUAGCCGCGAUAUCAAUCUCGAUGAGCGUUGAUGAUGGUGUCCGGAAAGAUAAAUUCUUUUAUAUCCCUAUGGUGACGAUGACCUCCAAGACAACCUUGCCAUUCAAGACGAUCCAGCUGGUUGAGAAGUUAGAGUCAAACCGGAACGCAAAUAUCCUUUUCGCCAACGUGGUUGUCACUUCUCCCUCGAUCGAUCUCGAGCCAAGGCAUCUCCCUAUCUUGUUGGCACUUGUUCGGUCAAGGCCCAGAAAACCUACGUCUGGUCCUCGAGAGAGAACUCACCUUAUAUCGAAGCUGCUUCCAAAAGCAAGUAUUAAUUUUUCUGUUCACGAGCCGGUUAUUCGAAUUCUCUUGCCCUCUAAUGAUCCGGAGCGCCGAGCGACUGGUGAUAUGGAUAUGCUUAUUUCUAGUCUUUCAUCAAUAUCUGCGGUCGCGGACUCUUCCCAUGAAUCAGAAGGCCAAAAUGACUACUCCCUAUCUUGCUCUUUUAGAAUUACGUCCCAUCACUUAUACUAUCAAUCAUAUUCUGGAGAAAAGCAUGACCUUCUCCAAACUGAUGCCUUCGAUAUCAAAUUCCAGGUUAACGCCUCUCCGGAAGUUGAGGUAACUGCUCACGCAUAUCUUGAGACCUUCUCCCUUCGCCUUGUUCGGCCAGAGAUUGUUCAAGGGAUCAAGCAGACUGUUGGCCAAUUUCAUCGCAAUGUGAAGUCAGAUAAAUUGAAUGGACCUGAGAGGAGUGACGAUCCGAAUAUCCUUCGCCGGAUACCGUUGUGGAUCGACCAAUUCAAGAUGGAGGGAAUUGAUUUCAGUGUGGAGGUUGCAGGAGUGGAUGAGGAGAUAUCCGAAUUUACUCGAGGGGUAGCGCUGCAACUGGAUUCCUGGACAAUAGAAUACAGAGCUCGUAAGAGUGAGUCACGGUCUAGGCCGCCGCCUAGACGACGGGCUUCGAGGACUCUUUCUGCCGAUGAUACCAGAGGUUCAGAACUGCCACCCGCUGGGUCAAAGAAUCCGACGGAUUGCAGGAAGCUCAAUUUCCAUAUAAGAGGCCUAGAAGGCUAUAUGGUUGACUCACCAGACCCUUGGGAGCAGGAACCGUUUUUGAAUAUACCACACUUUGAUAUUGCAUUCGCUACCUCUGGCGACGUAGAAGGCCCUGUGUUGCAUAUCAGUUCCCAUUCUAAAUUGUUCUCUCUCAACUACUCACUCUACCGACAUUACACAAUCAUUGUCGCUACUAAGGUGCUCAUGGAGGCAUUCGGAGGGACAUCAACCAGGGAUGAGACGGGAUAUCCUCAGAUGAAGCCAGCGGAUACGCUCCAUCCGGGUAUGAUGGGCGACAUCGAUCUUGUGGAAAGCCCAAUCACCGAUUUCAGCGAGUACGUGAGUGUAGAUUUCAAGGUCCAGCACGUGCGUAUCAAGUCAAGCAUGCCAGAUGACCCGCCUAUGAUGCUAGAGGUAUUUGGACUGGAUACCGGGCGGCACAGGUGGGGUUUCCCAUUCCUCAAAGCGAAAAAUGUCCGGCUUUACAGCGAAUCGCCAAAGGUGAGAAAUUGCUGGGUUCGGAUGGUCAGUAUCAGGCAAUUCCGUGUUGAUCUGAGGGAAGGAACACGUAAAUACGGUGAGCAGUUUCGGGCAGAGAGGUCUAUUGAUAUGCUCGCCGAUGCUGUUCGAUUCGCCAUCCCCCACCAAUUGGUUUUAUACAAGGUGACCGACAAUGUGAUCAACACCGCAAAGGCUUGUCAACAGAUGCAUCAUCGAUUCAAAACUGGGACAAACGAAUAUAUUCUGGAAAAAAAGGCAGAAUCGGCAAAGAAGGUGCCGAGACUAUCUCUGAGCACCAAAGCUUUGCUUCUUGAACUCGAAGAUGACCCAUUUGAGACUCAGUUGGGGUUAAUUUAUCGUCUAGGCCUUUCCGAGCAGAAGAAACGACUCGCCCGUCAGGCUGCAUUUGAUGCAAAGGUCAAAAAGAUGGGUGAGAACGAGAGAAGAAAGUCGUCAGAGACCACGCGGACCGGACUGAAACCCGAGAAUCCGCCUCAAACAUCCGCGUCAAGGUUUAGAGGGAGAACUAAGACAUGGGGCGGUGGUUCGCAUCAUGCUCGUGCCGAGUCACCGGAGACGAGGCCCAAGUCAGUUCACCGUGGACCAAAAAAUAUGCGAUAUGACCCAGAAAGCGCUGCUGGCCCUUCUGAUGAUGCAUCAGUGUCUGUAGAGGAAGCCUGGGAGCGUCUCCAAGAGCAUAACUCGGCUGCCUGGAUUAAGCGUAUUAGAUGGGCGCACGAAUAUCACAGCAAUCGAAUGAAGGAGUCUAGGGAGCGAUUCUGGGGCCACGACGACAUUCCAUAUGAUGGUGAAGACACAGAAAAUAUUCUCGGUUUGCCGAUGCGCCCUGCACUUAUGGCAGCCUACUUUAAUGACGUUGAGAUUGUCGUUGAUAAGCCCUCAUUUCCUCUUGAACAGCUUCCAAAAUUCAUGCAUCGAGUUGGCAAAGGUCUUCCAGAAGAUACGGAGUUCGCACUGCUUGUGCCGGUAAGCAUUGAGGUAGCCUUUGGCGAGGGCCGGAUUCUUCUGCGAGACUACCCUUUGCCCCUUAUUCAUGUCCCUCGAAUGAGGCCCUCUCAAGCGAACAGAUCGUCCGCCUGGUCAUUGAAAGCCGACUUUGUUUUAGCUGAGGAAUUACGGGGCCCGGAGUCUAUGAGGCAUGUGAGGGUGAACAUCGUUCCACCCACCAAUGGGCUAGGCCCUUCGAGGGGUGGCUUUGCUGUUGAUGUACGGCGAACAGUUUCUCCAGUGAAGUCGUAUUCGGACAUUGCGGUAGCUAUCAGCACUUCCUUUGCGACAAGGGUCACUUGGUGCACAUCCUAUCAACCAGCAAUUCAGGACAUGAUGAUGGUGUUCGAAACCUUCACAAAACCUCACUUUGACCCCUCGGACAGAACUGGGUUUUGGGAUAAAAUACGCCUUGUCUUACAUUCACAAAUCAGCGUGAAAUGGAAGGGGGAUGGGGACGUUCAUUUAGCGCUCAAAGGUAACCGUCCGCUGAGCCUAUAUCAUAUCGCUUUUAUUUUGGAAUCAUGCUUACGGUUCAAGGCUCCCGGGAUCCUUACCAGAUCACUGGCAUUGGUGCAGGAUUCGUUCUGUGUUGGAGAGGGAAUGUGAAUUGGGAAAUUGGAAGAGAUGAGGACCCCCGGAAGUUCAUGGUAGUUGAUAGCGAGGAAUUCCUUUUGGCAAUUCCGGACUUUGCCCGUAAUGCCAAGGAUGAGUUCGACAGCGCUACGACAGCUGAAGACAAGAGCGUCCUAAGCUCCAGUAGUUGUGAAAGUGCAGCACUCUUCAAGAAGGUUAUCAUGAAGCUUUCGGGGCGAGUGAGGUGGUUGGUUGGGCUCAUGUUCGAGCGGGAGAUCUCUGGUAAUCAGUUGGGCGCUUGCGAGGGAAAAACGCGAUCCUUUGAAUUUAAACCUCAUUACGAAGUGACCCUCAAACCCCCCACCCAUGCGAGGGCUCCACCGGGAUUGGUCUAUGAUGCAUUCCGGGGUUUCAGGAGCCACCAUCUGCAUCUUUCCUUGGCCAUCCUCUCACCAAUUGAUAGGGACUGGUCCCCGGCGAACACAAAACCGUCUACAAGCUAUAAUACAAUUCACCUUACGCCUAGGUUCUUCACACACUUCUUCUCAUGGUGGGGCCUAUUCUCCGGCGUCAUGUCGUUGCCCAUUCGCCAGGGUCCUUUAUGGCCUGGCCCCGAGAAAUCUAAUAAGAAGUUUGGCCGGCACCUUGCGACUAUCAAAUAUAAACUUUGCAUAUCGCCGCUCUUUAUAAGUCAUAUGUACAAGCACAAUGACAAGGACGAGGCUGGGAACGAUGUGGUCGUUGCAACUGGUCUCAAGGCUAAACUGGACAGUCUUAUGGUUGACAUUCACCAACGGCGUGAGGAAACAAUUCCUAACCAACAGAGCACCGCAAUGAGGAUCAACCAAGCAGAGCUAGACUUCCACUCUGCGGAUAUCAGGGCCGUCUCGGCACUCAUUGCCUGCGCGACACCGGAUGAACUAAUGAAGCAGGCAGCAGAAGGUCCACUGCUAGGUUUAGCAGAAACCAUCAGAUAUUCAGGUGAUAUGUCUCAAUUCACCAUUCCCGACGGUGAUUAUUCUUGGAUCGAUAUAGAUGACUUCAUUGAGCUGGACUGGGUGCUGCCAAAUAGCAAAACACCCAAGACUAAGGUCAUGCCUCUUGCUUUCACUCCGAGGUUCACGUACUUCCGUCAGACGGAUCAUACCGACCCGGGGGGUUGCGUGCUGAAUCCGUGCAGCUCUUUUGGAGAUGAGCCAACCCAUGACUGUCUCAUGUCUGAGAAUAAUGGUAGGCCAAGAUAUCACUGUCCCUAUCCUAGACGUUCAUCUAACAGGAUAGAUCCCCGAGAAAUACAAUGCGGGCUUGUUCAGGCUCGGCUUGAGAAGGUUAAUGAACAGAUGAACAGGAACAAGGAGGCUUUAGAUAAUCUGGCCCAGUAUACCAAGGCCAAGCCCAAAGACCCGGAGCUGGAAGCGCAGGUAAUAUGUCACACAAUGAGACUGGUUUUAUCUAGUACUAAGCUUUAUAUAGUCCUCCGAACUCAUCGAACAAAGCUCGAUCCUUUUCAACAAGCUUGAUUUCCUCCAGACAAUGCUGCGGAGAAUGUCCAGUAGACUCGAUGGUGACGACAAGCCCGGUGUGAACAGCAGUCCACGCCAUGAACGUCACGGAUCGGACGCCGAUUCUGAGCUUAUUGGGGUGGAUUCUUCACCUUUCGAUUAUGUGAGCGACUUUGAUAAUCGAUUUAUAGUACAUAACAUGCAAGCCAAGUGGAAUAAUUCACUUCGGAACAUCAUCUUGAAGUACAUUCAUCAGGUCGGUCAGCGGCGCGGUUUCGUGUACUAUAUGUCUCGCCGAGCUGUCAAGUUCAUCCUCGACAUAGUACAGGAACAGAAGCAGUCUGGUCGGAGCAACGCAUCAGCCACCGGCGAAUACACACCUUCUGGCCCCGCUUCCACCCCCAAUGGUGACAUUGAUAGUAUGACCCUCGAGAGCCGGAUCCAGCAACUUCUUGAUGACGAUAACAAAUAUGUUGUUGCCGAUGAAAAGCCAAACGAUUCAGAGGAGAAUGACGCAUCGACGAGGACAUAUGCUAGAGACGACCUCACCGGGGAUGUUGCUGAUGAUUAUCUACCGUUGAACAGCUACCAUAUCCGGCUUAUUGCCCCUCAGAUUCAGAUGCAAAGCGAGAAGAACAAGGGCGCCGCAGUUCUUGUUGCCGCACAAGGUAUGCAGCUAAAAGUUGUAUCAAUUAUGGAUCGUGAUAGGGUGGGUGAUGAGGUUAGCGGUCUGGUGCAACGCCGUUUCGCGCUCAAUCUGGAGAAUACACAAUUUUUUGUAUCCCAUCGUCAAGACUUUGCGCCCCAAUCCAUGUCGUUGCAUUCCGCCAAUAGGUACGGCGCUCCGAGUGGUUCUUCGUGGCCGCCGUGGGUCCCGCUCGAGAGCAUGUUCGACUUCCAGAAUUUCCCUGUUGGGUUCUCCCGUGUGGUUGAGAGGACUUCAGCUACCCUGAGAUAUGACAAGUACAAUUCGCUUCGUUUAAAAUAUAGUGAUCGAGUUAGUGGUGGGGAGAAAACCUGCUCUGCUAAAGGCGGACCACUAGAUGUUGAACGUCGCAUAGACCAUGUGUGGGUCGACUUCCCGAAGGUUGAGGCAUCGUGCGAUUCCUCGCAGUAUUUUGCGAUGUAUAUCAUUGUUUUAGACCUGCUCUUAUAUGCGGAGCCGCUUGAAAAACUGCGGAAUGAGAAAUUGGAGAAGAUUAUGCUCGCUUCCGAUUUUAGCGAUUUAACGGGAGCGCCGGAAAUGGUUGAGCGUCUGCAAAGUCGCAUCCAUCAAUUGGAAGAAAUUAAGACCUACUUCCAGAUUAACUCACAAAACCUCGAUAUCGAGGGCUGGCAAGGGCGUGUUGCAGUUGAUGAGGACUUGGCGAGCUGUGAGGAAGAACUUUUCUUCAUGAUGAAGGCAAUUACUACGGCCCAACGGAAGCACGAGGACAGGACAUUGCAUGCAAGUGGUAUCUUGAGGUGGUACCUGACCGCCUCGGAAAUAGUGUGGCACAUGCUUCGCGAUAAGGCGGAUCCCCUCAUGGACAUACGGUUGAAGGAUGCUGGAUACAAGCGCAUGGAUAACGCAGACGGGUCGAACUUUAAUACUGUUGAGGUUGAGAUGAUGCGAGGGUAUAACCUAUUGCCUGAUGCGGUCUACCCGGAGAUGAUCGCGCCCUUCUUCGAUCAUUCACGGACAAUUGCCGAUGUUCGGCAGACGAAAAUUCUCCGCGUCUAUUGGCACAUGCUAGAGGCUAUCGCUGGAAUACCGGUUAUGGACCAUUUCGAAGUCAACCUCUUCCCCCUAAAGAUCCAACUUGAGCGUGAGAUCGGAGACAGAAUUUUCGAAUACAUCUUCCCGGGUGUCGGCACACAGGCAUUCGAGCAUGGAGGGUUUUCACCGUUUUUGGUGCACUCAAUGAAACCAAUCCCCGGUGGGUCCGAUACAGAUGAAUCCGAUGAGGAUCGUGAUGACCACCAUUUGGAUGAUAGCUCUUCAACUAAAAGCGAUGUGUCACCGGUAGAAAUUAGGCUCAGGCCAACCUUAUCUCUCACUGCCGAUCAUAGGCCCGGCUCUUCCUCAAUUUCGAAGCCGAGGUCUAAUAGCUUCAGAGCUUCAAAUGCCGGGUUCAGAGGAUCAUUUAUGCCUUCCCUCACACCAACUCAUAAGUCGUCGGUCGAAUCCCUAUCGGUGAAGUCGAGAAAAUCCACAGAGGGCCCCGCACCGAGUAUCAUUGGACUCGAAAGAAACAAAAAGCUACAGAUUUUCAAUAGGUCCGGUAAUCACGGCAAUAGAAAUGAGAAGAGGUCGGAUGAACUCUCGCAAAUGAUGUCCAGAGCUUCUAACUUUAUGACCUUGGCAUAUAUCAAGAUUCCGAGUGUGGUGCUUUGCUUGAGUUAUAAGGUAUGUGUCGCGUGGGGUCACUAUGUUGAAAUGCAAAAUCUUAUGCGCCACUUCCCAGGGGCGCGGUGACAGCAAUUUCGAGGAUGUUCACGAGUUCGUGUUUCGCAUGCCAAUGUUGGAGUACCGCAACAAGACAUGGUCGAAUCUGGAUCUGGCAAUAAGGUUGAAGAAGGACAUUAUCCGUGCUCUUAUAUCCCACACCGGCGCGAUCUUGCAGAACAAGCUCACCCAUCACCGGCCCAGCAAGACCCAGCCUAACCUUCUCAGGAUGAUGGCCAAUAACGGCUCCCUUGGUACCAACCCAAGUUUUGAUACCACUGACAGUGAUCACCCAGGGCUCGAUACUCCGUCAGAAUAUGCUUCGUCGACUCAUGCCUCAAUGUUGAUUCCCAGACCAAGCACUGGGUAUCACCUGAAGCCGCCCUCUAUAAUGCGGCCGAUGACGUCGCCGUCUUCGGCAUCAUCCAACAUGAGCUUCCCACCUUCGCCAUUAGAACUGGCUGAGGAGGCGGGCGGAAGAGUAAGAACAUCCACCUGGCCUACAUAUUUGCGGCUCCAAUUACUGAUACGAUGCAGGGUCAUGGGAUUUUUCACAAUACGUUGGGCCGUCAUCUCUCCAACCUAGGCGCAGCCGCAAGAACGCAAAGUGGGAUUGCAGACGAAUCUGAGGAGAGGUGAAUACCCCAUCCCCUCAAAUUUAGUACGGGUGCAGUGGCUAACCUGUUUCCGCAGUAUAAAAAAAAAGAGCAGACUACUGCUAGGGAAAAAGGUUUUUGGUUCUCUGUAGAUUUUUAAUCCACCGCUCUUCUUUUUCUUCUUUUUCCUCUUUUCUCCUUUGUUUGGCUGCGGCGUUUGUUAUUUUCCGAUGGGGGCGCAUGUCACACAACGUAUAAAGGGCUGUCAUUUCAUGGAGUCUCUUUUUUCUUCUUUUUCUUCUCUCUCUUCAUAUAGAUAUUUGGCCUCAAGAGUAGUAUGGUUGUUGUUUUUCUUGUUUCGGUUUUUUUCCCUUUAUUUGAUCGUUCUCUUGAUUACGUUCUCGGGUGUAGGUGCUCUCUACCGAAGUUUUUUUUUGGUUCAUGGUAGGUAGCGUUUAAGUAAUUGUUAACUGCGGAUAUAUAUAACCCAUGCGUAUAUUCUAAAUGCUGCGCUCAAUGGACUGUAAAUAUAAGUACGGGGAUAAUUCUCAUUAUGCGCAAGAAACGCCCAACAUGAUCGCUCCCCCCCUUCCCAACACAGUAGCACACCCCCCCCAUACCGCUAGCUCUCAACAGCUCCCACAGCUCUUACAAAUCCAACCCACGAUCACAGCUUUGCGCUCCUGUGCCUCACAGCCUCCUCCUCCUCCUCCUCUUCCCCAUUAGUCCUAACCAGCAACCUCUCCAAGCCCUCCCUAUAAGCUCUAAGCAACCUCAUAGGUCUCCGAUGAACACUAUCGCAAAACACAUGGGUAAACCCACCCACAGCCUUGACCCCCUCAACCCCUUCCUCGAAUAUACCAACCUCGUAUGUGACGCUCGAAGUGCCCAACUUGUUCACCCGCAGCCCCAGCUCCAGCACGGCCGGGAAGGCGCACGAUGACACGAAUGUGCAACUCGAGGACACCAUCAGGCCAAUGGAGGGACUGGCGGCAGGCAUCAUGCCGCAGUGGGUUAUUAGGUACGAAUUUACCACCGAGUCGAUGCUGCCCCCCUUUCUAUCAGUGUUUCGUCUUGUUUUGCUUGCCUCACGGUGGUCGGGGGUUUCUUACAGGAUGUUGUAAACGACGUUGUUCAAAUGGUUGUAGAUGUCGUUGUCGCUCCAUCGCGUUCGGUACGUGAGGAAGUAGCCGUAAUCGCUUCUUGUUCGCGAUUUGACGGAUGACAUUCUUCCUUUUGGUUCUUCCUUCCGUCUGGCUGGUUUGCGGGGACGAUUUGGGUUGGCUGGUUGGUUUAGGGGCUCAAGGGAGCUGUCGGUGUUUGGCGGGGGGGGGAAAGGGAAAGACUACCGGUAGUUGAGUAUACCGGCAGGAGAGAAUGGACAGGAAAUUUAUCUCCUUCCCCCUGCAAGCCGAGGCUAUCGUACUCACACAGUGUCCUGCUUUGGCCCGCGUAUCAUACCGUACCGGCAAGUUCGGUCUCACAUCGAGCCAAGGUUUAAGGGUGCGUCUGGUUGCCUGCAGGUUUCUAAAAUGCUAGAAAUGCAAAACACAAGUUGCACCCUCCAACUGUAGUUAUCACAAGUUAGCAUAAUCUGAAAAAAUCAGAGCAAGGCAGUGUAUCUGGUUGACACAGAGAGUGAAGCCAAGAAAUGUACUUUUUCCAUGGCAAUCAUCAUAGGUAUGAUACUAUGAAAACAAACCUGAGAAAAGUUACUCAUAAUAAAUUAUAAAAAAAAAUAUUGGGAGGAAAAUACAGGCAUUUGGGCUUGGUUAUCUGUUUUUAUUAUUUCCCUAUUGUCCAUUGUUGGGAGUGGUGGUGGUGUUGUUGUAAUGCCUAUGUACAUCUUGGAAGACUUUUCAUUAUGUAGUUUUGUAAAAAAAUAGGUUCUACCUAUUUUUUGGAAACCUUUGUUUUGGACUCACCAUCACAGCUCGAAUGUUGUCUCUUGGUGUCAACCAGACAUGCCACUCCAAAGCAAAAUAGGGUUUUGCUGCAAACCUCUAUGAUCGGGCUCAACAUGAAGGUUUGCCGUGGCAACCAGACGCACCCUAAAAUUUGUUGCCGGGAUGAGCAUCGCCUUAAGCGAUGCCGGGUAAUUCCUAUUUUAUUAAGGAAAGGUGAACGCGGGGAGUGAGGACGUGGGACGUGAGGGAGGGUUCUUGCCCCAUAAUAGGAGAGCAUUUGUAGAGGAAAAAAAAACGCGAGAAUCACCCUCGCUUGUACAAGUUGUAUGCAUCCAAAAAUCAACCUCUUCAUAACACUUCGAGAAUUCGUCUGGAUGUCCCGGAGGAGAUAUGCCAUGGAUAGCGUGCUUUCUAAAUUAUCCGCAGAUCUAUCCCCAACCGUGCUAGUUUCGGAGGAAGUAGAGCUGGGGCCCUCUUCGGCUUCAUCAUUGGCACCUUUGGAGAGGGGGGAAGGACAGUCGGCAGGAGGGAGGGUAUCAGUAUCAAUGGAGCCCAAACCGUCAAAGUUCGUGAAUCCGCCCCCGGUGCCGCAGUACUCUUUCGAGGAUGGAUUGAGAAGGGUACCGCCGUAUCAAUUUUCAUAUAAUACCUACUGCAAGGAGCGGUGGAGGGGGAAAGGGGUGUUGGAGGUGUUUUCGACAGAGUUUAGAGAUCGGCCGCUGGAGUACUAUGUUUGCGCUUUUCCCCAACUCCCUCCAUGUCGCUAUGAGCAUUGGUUGGCGGGCUAAGUGGCUAACUUGAACUUAGAAAUCAGCAAUAGAGAGAGGCUCCAUAAAAAUUCUUCGUAAGGAAAAAGGCCGUAUGAGGCCGGGCAUUAAAGGGAGGAGGAAUGGUGGUGGGGCACAGCCGGCCCCUAUGCAGACCAUUAUCGCAAGCCUGGACUUAAAGCUCGAGAACGGGGACAUGCUUGUACAUACACUCCACAGACACGAGCCUCCUGUGACGGCGAAACAAAUUGAAACAGUGUACGAGGAUGACCGGUUGAUCGUUAUUGAUAAACCCGCGGGGGUGCCGGUUCAUCCCGCUGGGAGGUAUAAUUUUAAUACGGUAAUUGAGAUAAUGAAGCAUGACCGUGACGGUCAUGCUCCGCUUCGUACACUCCCCCCUCCCCCCUCUCCUUCUCCUCCACUCAUAGCGCUAACGGGAGAGGAGGGGGAAAGCAUGCAACCGCCUAGACAGGCUAACCAGCGGCCUAAUGUUCAUGGCCAAAACUCCAGAAACGGCAAACGACUUCAUGGAACAGCUACAAACCCGCACCAUCAAGAAGCAAUACGUCGCCCGUGUCAAGGGCGAAUUCCCCUCUGAGGAGGUGACCUGCAACCAGCCCAUCCUCUCUGUGGCUCCAAAGUUAGGCUUGAACAGAGUCUGUCCAAGCGGGAAGACUGCAAAGACGCUGUUCAAGAGGAUAAAGUACAAUUCGGAGAAGAAUUAUAGCAUUGUGGAGUGCCAUCCGUUCACCGGUAGGACGCAUCAGAUAAGGGUGCACUUGCAGUUCUUGGGACACCCAAUAACCAACGAUCCGGUUUGUCCCCCUCCCACGAUUUUGGGCUGAUUUUUGAGGGAAUGCGACUGAUAAGAAUUCAGAUAUACUGCAACCGCAACGUCUGGGGGCCAGCCCUAGGAAAAGGUGGCGAAGGCGAGGACGAGGAGAUCAUUGAGAGGCUGAACAGAGUCGGUAGGGAGGAGGAGAUUAGAUACGAGGAGAUAAUGUACUACUUCUUCCUUUUUGACCCUUAUUAUACUAAUGGGUUGACGGAUCAAGCGAGGAUUACGAAGGCCGCAAGGCGGAGAAACUGACGGGAGAGCGAUGCGGAGUUUGCGAUACUCCAUUGUUUUCGGACCCGGGACGUCAUGAAUUGGGCAUCUACCUGCAUGCUAAGAGGUAUGCAUGUGAGGAUGGUCAAUGGGGGUACGAGACGGAAUUGCCGGAGUGGGCUACCGAGGACUGACCGGGGGGCCAUAGAUGGUCAUCCUGGACCCCCAGAUCUUUCUCGCCGGCCUGUGCGGCCAUCGCGGGGCUUAACCAGAGCUCUAGACAGCCUUAUGAUACAUAACUUGUAGAGAGAAUUACACAACAACGCCCCUCGCGCUGUUGGGGCGCUGCUCCGGAGCCCCACUACUCGUACAGUAAUCACAACAAUCGAACCGAGUAAAGAAGCUUGGACCCUAACCUCCGUGCAGAAGCCAAACUCCAAAGCGACAGACCCAUCUCCUAUGGUACCCCUCCAUACCCCACACAAACCCACUAACCGAGCAUUCAAACCCACCUCACACCGUUCUCCCCACCAGCAACCAUUGAUUCCAUACCAGCCCUCAAAUGCCCAUACCGGUGCCCACCCAUUCAAGUUAAAAGCAAUACAAUACGGGAAACCAGCCUAGAUCCAUGAUACCGUAGCGUAAUAUACCACCCCGCCAGCAAGCACGCGAGGUCCGAACGAAGGCCCCUGGUGUUAUCGCUCCAUUAUACUCAAGUACAGCUUAGCUUAAUCCCACACCUGCAGACAUUCAUGAUCGCGGGAUGCUGUGUUUUGAGUUACAGGGCGUCCUGUACUUGCCUGGUUUGGUAUGAUGCAUAGUCU